CCGAGUAACCAAUAGGCAGCAAACAUCAAAGUAUAUAAACCAAGGUAUGACAUCUUGCAAAGUUGGGCAACCCCUACAUUGGCUUGGUGGACAGGAUCUGAUCCCAAGGACUGUUACCCUUUCUUCUGUACAGAUCUCUGGAAAAGUGCAAUCAUGACUAAGAACUGCAACAACGAUUACAAGAUGAAGUUCUCUCUAGAGCAGGAGUUCCCUGACCUCUCCCAGCACAACAACCACAUGUCCAAGGUCCUGAAUAAGGACAUCUACGACAAACUCAGGAGCAAGUCAACCCCCAGUGGAUUCACCCUGGAUGACUGCAUCCAGACUGGCGUGGACAACCCUGGACAUCCUUUCAUCAUGACUGUCGGGUGUGUGGCUGGUGAUGAGGAGUCCUACGAAGUCUUCAAGGACUUGUUUGACCCCAUCAUUUCUGACCGUCACGGUGGCUACAAGCCCACCGACAAGCACCAGACUGAUCUGAACUGGGAGAACCUGAAGGGUGGUGAUGACCUUGACCCCAACUACGUUCUGAGCAGCCGUGUGCGCACCGGCCGCAGCAUCAAGGGAUUCACCCUGCCUCCCCACAACAGCCGUGGUGAGCGUAGAGCUGUGGAGAAGCUGUCCAUUGAAGCUCUGAACAGCCUGGACGGCGAGUUCAAGGGCAAGUACUACCCCCUGAAGGACAUGACUGAUAAGGAACAGGAGCAGCUCAUUGCUGACCACUUCCUGUUUGACAAGCCCGUGUCCCCUUUACUGUUGGCUGCUGGCAUGGCUCGCGACUGGCCUGACGCAAGAGGCAUCUGGCACAAUGACAACAAGUCCUUCCUGGUGUGGGUGAAUGAAGAGGAUCACCUGCGUGUCAUCUCCAUGCAGCAGGGUGGUAACAUGAAGGAAGUCUUCAGGAGGUUCUGCAUUGGCCUGCAGAAGAUUGAGGAUGUCUUCAAGAAAAACAACCAUGGGUUCAUGUGGAACGAGCAUCUUGGUUUUAUCCUGACCUGCCCCUCUAACUUGGGUACCGGCCUGCGCGGUGGUGUGCACGUCAAGCUGCCCAAACUCAGCACACAUGCCAAAUUUGAGGAGAUCCUGACCAGACUGCGUCUUCAGAAGCGGGGCACAGGUGGUGUUGACACUGCAUCUGUCGGCGGUGUGUUCGACAUCUCCAACGCUGACCGUCUGGGCUCCUCCGAGGUGCAGCAGGUACAGCUGGUGGUUGAUGGUGUGAAGCUCAUGGUCGAAAUGGAAAAGAAAAUGGAGAAGGGCGAGUCCAUUGAUGAUAUGAUCCCUGCCCAGAAGUAAAAUGGUGCUUUUCUUUUUUUUAUUUGUUCUUUCAUGCGGUCAUGACGUAUUGGUUUUUCCAAGAGACACUCCACCCUGCUCACUUUUUUCCUGCACUUUUCCUUCUUAUCUUCAUGUUCCUCCUGUAACUUCCUGGGAUCAAACCUUCACAUAGCUAGAAAACCUUAGCUAUGUUGUAUUCACCGAAACGAUCUUUUUUUUUUUGGUUGUACAAAGUUAAUAAAUGGCCCCAUGUAACAAUCA
Messenger RNA from Carassius auratus (goldfish), 1539 nucleotides. RefSeq names its product creatine kinase M-type-like. NCBI's taxonomy places the organism in Eukaryota, Metazoa, Chordata, Actinopteri, Cypriniformes, Cyprinidae. Gene Ontology annotation, molecular function: creatine kinase activity. Gene Ontology annotation, biological process: phosphocreatine biosynthetic process. Bases 154 to 1296 code for a protein of 380 amino acids. The transcript is spliced from 7 exons. The record is from RefSeq and is a predicted model, not a curated record.